Molecule: messenger RNA, 1785 nt
Organism: Alnus glutinosa
Lineage: Eukaryota; Viridiplantae; Streptophyta; Magnoliopsida; Fagales; Betulaceae
Product: auxin-responsive protein IAA9-like
Exons: 6
Coding region: 205-1395 (396 amino acids)
Biological process (GO): regulation of DNA-templated transcription
Cellular component (GO): nucleus
Molecular function (GO): protein binding
Source: RefSeq, a predicted model, not a curated record
UUUCACAUCGGACAGCAAAUAAGUCUUGUUACUUUGUGCCAAAUGGAGGGUCCUUAGCUCUCUCUCUUCCUCUCUCUCUCUGCCUGAGCUUCUUCUCUCUGCUCAACCAAAGCCGGAAAUCGAUCUUUUUCGUCAGCCACUGAUCCUCUACUUUCUUCAGGUUAGGAAGAAUUGGAGGUUUUGAAUUGACAAUUGGCAUUUUUAAUGUCACCUCCGCUGCUUGGUGUUGGAGAGGAGGAAGGUCAGAGCAAUGUCGCUUUACUGGCUUCCUCCGCCUCCGCUGACAGCUUAUGUCGCAACAGUUCUGAAUUGAAAGAGCGUAACUACAUGGGAUUAUCUGAUUGUUCGUCUGUGGACAGCUCAGUAGUGUCUACUGAAUCUGAUGAGAGUAAACGUAGUACUCUGAAUCUGAAGGCCACAGAACUGAGGCUUGGGCUUCCUGGAUCCCAGUCCCCUGGAAGAGAUCCAGAACUCUGCUUGCUAAGCUCAACUCAACUCGAUGAGAAACCCCUCUUCCCCUUGCAUCCUCUGAAUGAUGGUCACUACUCUUCUUCGCAGAAGACUGUUGGUUCGGGCAGCAAAAGAGGAUUCUCUGAUGCUAUGGAUGGAUUCUCUGAGGUGAAAAUCACUGCUUUACUAAAGGGAAUUGGAUAUUGUUUACUGUUGGAUCUAGUUCUGAUUACAACCCUGUCUUUGGUGCAGGGAAAAUAUCGUGCUAAUUCAGAGGUUUGUGCGAUGCUGUCCCCAAGGCCUUCUUCAAAUUUUGGACUAAAAACUGGUUCUGUGCUUGAGAACCUUGGGACUCAAUCACCUAAUGCAAAAGAAGUUGCACCACCAAAGAUUGUACAAGACAGGCCUCGUGCUGCCAAUGAACCCAGACCGAGUCAUAAUGGUGCUGCAAAUGGUAAUAGCAGUGCACCUGCUACCAAGGCACAGGUGGUUGGUUGGCCGCCUAUAAGAUCGUAUAGGAAGAACUCGUUGGCUAGUUCAAAGAACACUGACGAAAUUGAUGGAAAAGCAGCACCUGGCGCUCUGUUUGUCAAGGUCAGCAUGGACGGUGCUCCUUAUUUGAGGAAAGUAGACUUAAAAAAUUACUCUGCAUAUAAGGACCUGUCUUCUGCUCUUGAGAAGAUGUUCAGCUGUUUUACGAUUGGUCAAUAUGGAUCUCAUGGAACUCUGGGCAAGGAGAUGCUGAGUGAGAGCAAGCUGAAAGAUCUGCUUCAUGGCUCAGAAUAUGUUCUUACAUAUGAAGAUAAAGAUGGUGACUGGAUGCUUGUCGGGGAUGUCCCCUGGGAGAUGUUUACAGAUACAUGCAAGAGGCUGAGAAUCAUGAAGAGCGCCGAUGCCAUUGGCCUAGCUCCAAGGGCCAUGGAGAAGUGCAGGAACAGGAACUAGCUAGCUCUGACAUGAUUAAUCCUAUCCUUCGAGCAGUCUACCAGAUAUCAUGACAAGGCGGCAGAAAAGCGAAAUUAACCAGAUAUUAGUUGGAGGAUGAUGAAUGGUGGGUUGUUGGACUGGAUCGGAGAUCAUGAGUUAGCUGGCUUUAUUGUUACCAUCUUUAUAUUUUUUGUUGCCAUGGAAUUAAUGUUCUGUUUAAGGUAUGUUUCUAGUUUAUUCAUAUGUAACACUGCUAAGACCCUAUAUACAUAUAUAUGUGGGAGUACUGCAGUUCUCUCUGGCCAAGUUCCUGUUCUGAUACAGGAUCGUUAGUAUGUAAAGUUGCAUUGUUUGUGAACUCUUAUAUGUAUGUGUGUAUGAUCAAAAGACCUCCCAAGUUUUCUGUCA